AUAAAUUAGUGGGUGCUUUUAUGACUGCUGCUACUGUCUAGUCAGUUCUGUUGAAAUGUUGUGAGAGAGAUGUGUAGCGCUUUAGAUCUCAAGGGCAUCCAUCAGCUUAUCAGCAAAACUGUGAGUAGUCACUAUUUCAACCACAGCUUUGUUUGGACCGCUUGCUGUCCUCUGGCAUGCCUCUUCCUAUUCUUUUUUUCUUUCAGGUCUAUGUAUAAUCACUAAAAAGCAGUUUUUCAUUGAUUCCUUUGUAGUGACUGCUUUAUACUGAUCAGGGUCGUAACCUGGACAGUGCACUAAUUUAUCACAAGCUAUUUGCAUCUGGAUUAUCUCCAAACCGGGCAGUAUAGUGUUUUAUGGACAGGUGGAUUGAAAUUGAAUAAAACUGAACAUUAAUAGUCUAAUUUUCUGUAAUAUAAAGCAAAUAAAACACCAGAUUAAAAUGGCAUUAUACCAACAGUCAAACUGCAUCAUCACCUGGACAAUCUGUCUACAGUAUAUUAAGAGGGGGAUGAAUUCCAAUGUCUAUCAAAAAUUCCUAAGAAUGCUGUAAGGUCAUCUGUCCAUGGUUUAAAGCAGAGAUUGAAUAGGGUUAUGCAGCUGGACAAGGGUGCAAAAUGUAUUUAACUCGAGUUCUCUUUCUGUAAUAGAUUUUGUUUAAUGAUCUGAAAUCAUUCUGUGUAUUUCAGAAAGAGAUAGUUAUUUUUAAACAUAACUAUUUAGAACUCUUAAACAUAGGAUAAGGAUAGGAAGACGCUUAAGGCUUUACUUGCAUUCCAAAAGGAGUGAUAACCUUCUGCCAAACAGCUACCAUAAUCUCAAACAUUUAAGUGUCGGAGACUCAGGCAUGCGAUGUGCCUUAGUAACUGAGCCCAGUGUCACCUUGGAUGUGUCCUCUAGGAGUGAUCAGACAUCUGAAAAGAAUCUCAAGAAUAAAAAAUAUGUAGGUUAAAUUAAAAACAAAAUGAUCAAAUCUUAAUAAAAUCAAAUCUUACAUAAUAUGGGUACAUAAGCAUGUUAUAAGUUAUUGUUUGACUGCUUUGUUUAAUGAAAUAGUUAAACAUGUAGCUUUGGUGGUGGCUUGGUGGUGCAGUGAUCUAACAUGCUAGCACACCACUGUGGAGUGUUUGACCUCAGAAGAGCUGCCGCCCUGGCCGGGAAUCCACACAAACACAGUUGGCUGUGUUUAAGGGAGGGAAGAUCAGACAAGGUCCCUUACCAUUUCCUCUGCGAUAUGCGAUCAACUCAUUAGCAAUGGGUGGGAAUGUCUCAAUUAUUCAAUAACUAAGAGUGGUCUCCACAUACCUCUGGCCAAACAGUGUAUUUCACACUUAUGUACAAGCCCUAUUAACAAACCCAUUUAAAACGUGUAUGUUUAUUCAUACUGUUCCUACCAGACAUGCCACUUGUUGCCCUGCCAUUUAUUUUGGAGUUAAGGGGCUAAAUGCAGCACUGUUGUGUUGAUGUGACCGGAGACAGCUGGCCUUCCAAACACACAGUCACACUCCUACUGGUAUAAAUAUCAAUAGAUCACUGCCCGAGUCAGUGCAGGAAACAUUUUUACAGAAUGCUGGUGCUGGCUGCCAUGGUCACAGUUACUAAUCUGCAUCAGAGUAAAUAUACAAUCUGUAUUAAUGUCUACACUGGGUGUAAUUUGUAAAGUAUAGUUAGCAAUGAUAAUAAAUUAUAUACAAUAAAUAAAAUAAAUAAUUCAAAAUUGACAGUCCCUGGAGUCUAAGGUGUAACUACAGUUUCCAGGGGCCGUGAUCAUUCAGAAAGCUCCUGAAAGCCAGACACAUACAGGAACAACAAUUUCCAACUUCCUUGUACUCUAGCAUGUCUUGUCAUUUUUACAACACCCUCUUUAAUUGAUCGAGGAAGGUAGCACAAGCUUCCGCGAACAUGGGUGAAGUCAGCAGACUGCCUCUUUACUCCUGCUAGCUGUGGAUUCUAAUAGAGAGCUUUAACACAUACAAGUGAUUAUGCUAUACUGUAUGUCAUUGUUGCUGUCUUGACCAGGCAAUAAUAGUUGAUGUUGCAGCAGCAAAGAAGUGAUGCCCCAUCCAGCCCUUUUUUCUUUGAAUAUGACCAGUUGGGUCGAGUGCAUGACUCGGCUGGUGGCACCUAAAAAUCUUGUGUUUCUGGGUGGUCAGAGAGCACAUUAAUCUGUUGUGUAAUCCUCUUUAGUUAAAUAUUCAAACGAGUUAAAAGCUCAUAUUUUGUGGCUGUUAUGUUAGAAUAAUUUAAGCUAUGACAUCACAAUUUAUUGUAUGAAAUACUCUAAAAUCACAGUAUUAUCUGCACUGAACAGUAACAGUAUAUAACAGAAUAUAUAACGUUCUAUCCAGUUAAUGUCUCUUUAUACUUGUCAUUAAUCAUUUGAGCAGCUUGUUUGUUUACAUUUCCCCCAUUUCAGUGUGAACUUUCUCUGUGCGAGAUUGGUGUAGAUACUUGUUUCUUUAUGGAAAGCUUGAGGUUUAUUAGAUUAGGUCACAUUUGAAUCAAUAAUGCUAAUUGAUAAUGCUCAUGGGCAACACGGUGGCUCAGUGGGUAGCACUGUCGCCUUACAGCAAGAAGAUCCUGGGUUUGAUUCCCAGGUGGAAUGGUUUGGCUUGUUUUUAUUGCCCCAUGUCCACAUGGGUUUUCUCUGGGAACUCUGGUUUCCUCCCAUAGUCCAAAGACAUGCAGUCAGGUUGAGUGGAGAUACGAAACAUGCCCUGGAUGUGAAUGCAUGUGCUUGCCCUGUGAUGAUCUGUCCAGUGUGUUUCCUGUAUUUUAAUGAAUAAAUGAUAAUGCUCAUUUGCUCACUAAACAUCUGUCUAUAAACCUUAUACAAUCAAAACGCUAAAACGUGAUUGUCAUAAUCCUUUCAUGAGAAAUAUCACAGAAAUGUGGUUCUGCUUGAUGAAUUUAUUGGAAGUGUUUACUGUAUUCAUCUAGAAACUCUGAUCUCUGAUAUCAUCCUUGUUGUAGGAUGAUGAGAUGUUGUAUGGUAAAUAAAAGGGUCAAGGUUAGAAUAUUGUCUGUAGUAAGAAAUGAAGACCCCUCCCUCUUGUACUUGAUGUUCUCUCUCUCCUGCUGCAAAAUUAUCGGAUGAGAUGCUCGCCGCUCGCUUCCACCCAGCGCCUGACUGAUUCGACAGUACACAUCUUCCUUACUUCCAAAAACUGAAGAAGACUGGGAAUAGUGUAACAAGACGACAAUACUGGGAGAAGAAGCUGGGAAGAGGCUGCCGUGAUGGGCACACCUCUAAGGAGCAAAGCCCCGGCUUCCGAGAUGGAUGAAGCUCAACUUCACAAGGAAAGGCUCCAGGCCCUGGCGGAGAAGCGUAAAAGACAAACAGAGAUUGAAGAUAAAAGAAGACAGUUAGAUGAUCUUGUUCUGCAACUUCAACAUCUUAAGUCCAAAGCAAUGAGGGAGCGAUGGCUUUUACAAGGUUCUUCAGCAGGGUCUCAUGAGGAAGAUGAGGCACGCAGGAGACAAGUUGAGCAGGAUGAGAUACAUGCCAAGAAACUAGAGGACGCCGUUCAAAGACUAGAAUCCGAGAUCAAUCUGCUGGAGAAUGAAGAAUCACAAAUAUCGGCCAAAGAGCAAGUGCUCCGAGAGAGACUGCGUGAAACAGAGAGUUCUAUUGAAGAUCUGCAAAAAAGUUUGCAGAACCAAGACGGAGAUGCAGUGAUUCGCAUCCAUUCCCAGAUCCCUAAGCUCCCAGAGCUGUACUCCCAAACUCAGGCCAUGGCUUCAGGGGAACACCAGCAUUCAAGAAAACCUGCCUUAUAUGCCAUGGAGAUCAGCGUCGAAAAGGACCACAGGACAGGCGACACCAAGAUCUUAUCCACUUCGCGUGUCAGCCCAGAGGAGGCUCACCAACGAGGUGUCAAGGUCUACGACGAUGGUCGAAAGGUGAUUUACGAGGUGCAUUCUGGGAGUUCCACCACACUGGAGAAUGGUGUGCACCCAUGGAGCUCAGAUGAGGUCGAGGAACUAAUGCACCGUGUUGGCCAGGCACGUCAGCGACCAGAUGGUGCCCAUGUUACUGUCACACCAGCCCAGCCUGGUCUCAGGGAGCUGAGUAGUGUACCCACGGAGUGUAGUCUGCCAAAGAAUUUGACGCAAGAGUGCCAAAGUUAUGAGGCUGAGAUCAAGACGGCACAAGGACAACAAAGUCAUGGUGAUGAUAAGGCAGGUGGGCAACAGACCUACGAUGGUGAAGUGAUUGAGGUACCUGAGGCCACAGCGGACAAGCCCGUGACCAUGAUCUUCAUGGGCUAUCACAGUGUGGAUGAUGAGGAGACCAAGAACCUGCUUGGUUUCGAUGGCACCAUCAAAGCCGAGAUCGUCCUGAUAGAUGAGGAUGAUGAGAAGUCCCUCAGAGAGAAGACCGUCACAGAUAUCUCCACUGUGGAUGGCAAUGCCGCAGAUCUCGUCUCAGGACGGCCUGCAUCCGAGGCCACCGAACUUUCCUCUGAAGGCAAAGAUGAAAGUUCCUCCAAGGAGCCGCCACCAGUUCUGCCCACAGUUGGUGAGAAAGCUCGCUGUGUAUUGCUGACUGCAAAAACUGGUCUUUUCCCAGAUGCAGCUAGACCAUCACAUAGUCGAUCGAAAUCAUCCCAGCUUAUAGAAGAUGAGGCUGAACUCAAAAGUGAGAAAAGUCUGAGGAGUGUCAGUUUCUUAGAGCCAGUCAGUGUAAUACCUGGAGGCCAGAUCAACAUGGAGCUUGAGGCACAAAGUGAGAGCUAUAUUAACCAUGCUACAAUUGGUCAGAAUGGCAUGAGGCACAGAGGAGAGGUGCUAGACACUGAAGUUGCCCAGGAAAUCCGUUAUCUUGAUGAGGUCCUUGAGGCCAACUGCUGUGACCCUGGAACUGAAAUGACUUCAAAUGGAACCAUGUACCAGGCAAUAUGUGUUGAUGGAAAUGGGCCAUCUGUUCAUGUUUCUGAUGCAUCCUCAUCACUUAGUUAUGAAGUACUUAUUGAGGGGAAAAAACAGUCCACUUAUGUUGAGGACAGCAGUAACAAACCAAACGGUCACACAGAACUAAUGGGGGGCAACUAUAAUAGUUCACCUGAUAAAGAAACAACACUAUUUAAGAAAGAAGCCCGUUUUGAGCUGCGAUCUUUCUGUGAAGAGAAAAAGCCUUCAAAACUUUUUGACACACCAACAGAGAAAGAAAUAAGGGUGAAGAAGGUCAGACCUUCAGAGGAGGUUGCAGAGCUGGAGAAGGAACGCUUAGAGCUUAUUCGAGAGCAAGCGGUCAAAAAAAAUCCAGGGAUUGCAGCAAAAUGGUGGAAUCCACCACAGGAAAAGAGUCUUGAAGAGGAGCUGGAACCAGAACAAUUAGAGUCCCUCAGAAGAUAUGAAGAGAGGAAGCAGAAGAGACCUGAAGUGAACCGAGCGCCACAAACUUCCACCAAACACACUGUUUCCUUUAUUCAACCUGAAGUAGGAAAUAAGGAAGACAUAGUUGUUCAGGGCAUUGAUUUCUCUGCAGCACGCCAACAAUUUCUCCAGAUGGAGCACAAUAAGCAACAGCAAACCACAAGAAGAAGUGUGGCUCCCCAGAUCUACUCUGCCAAACCUUUCUCCAGAACCUCAACAGAUUUUGACUGGUCAAGUAGCUCAUUUACAAUAACCAGCCAUGCUGGAGUCACCAUGGAAGAUGAAAUAAACCCUUUUAAAGUUGAAAAAGUUUUCUGCAGCUCUGGAGUUUACCCCAUCCAAAACACGGACAAUAUAACUGACCCAGAACUGAAAAACGAUGAAUUCACAUGUGCCCGAGCAGUGAUGACUAUCCUCAAGGAUGAAGAUUCUGAUUUGCACCAGCAAUCCUUGAACAGUUCCUAUCAUCCAGAGGAAAUAGACUCUGGGCUAGAUGACCUGUCUCUUAGAUCACAGGAUACAGCUGUUCUUGAGACCUUGUCCAAUGAUUUUAGCAUGGAUAACAUAAGUGACAGUGGUGCCUCCAAUGAGACCAUGAGCGCCUUGCUGGAGAACUCCCUUGGAGAAUAUUCCUUUCCCUCUACACCAAUGGCCACAACACCUAUCAAUGGAAAACUUGAGAGCUGCACCAAAUCACCAGACAGCUUUACAGAGGAUGAACUGGAAUAUCAUGCUGGCAUCCUGGUCCAAAAUGCAAUCCAACAUGCCAUUGCACAUCAGAACAACCAGUGGGAACCUCUACAGGCCAUGCAGCAGUCCUCACCAAUCCCUGAAAGGCACUUGGAGAUUUCAGAAUCCUCACCAGCAGUGCAGGAAGACAAAUUGUUUUUUGUGCCAACACCUAAGGAACCAUCUCCUGUGCAAGAAAAGAAAACUCCUAAAAUUACCAUAGAGGUGCCCUCAAUUCAGGAGACUUCAUCUAGUCGAGUGAAUAAUUACAAGCCUCCAAGUCGUUCUCCCCCACCGAGUGAGAAACCAGAGUAUAGCUAUUUCAGUAAAUAUUCUGAGGCAGCAGAGCUCCGAAGUACAGCAUCUGUGGCCCGUGGACAGGAUGUAGAGGUCACAUCAGGGCCUUUCAAACUGCGCUCACGCAAGCAGAGGACUCUGUCCAUGAUUGAGGAAGAAAUUCGGGCUGCCCAGGAACGAGAAGAAGAGCUUCGAAGAAAUCGACAGACCCAGAGCUUGCGCCCCAGCAUCAACCCUGUUCACAAGCAGAAGACCAAUAGCCUUCCACCUAAAUUGGUUCUUACUGGAAAGACAGCUCCUGGUAAAAUUGAAAAGAUUCGUCCUGCUCCUCCUGUAUCUCCAGCUUCUUCAGACGGUCCACUCCCUCCCUCACCUCUCUCUGAUAUGGGGAGUGAUGACUCAGGUGGGAGCCAGAGGCAGAAAAAUUUUAUGCAGACCCUGAUGGACGAUUAUGAGACACACAAAGUCAAGCGUCGGGAGAAAGCAGAAGACAACAGUGUUCUUGAGGCGACGCGUGUCACCCGCAGGAAAAGCAACAUGGCUCUACGAUGGGAGGCGGGAAUCUACGCCAACCAGGGAGAAGGUGAGGAGGAAGAGGAGGAAGAGGAGGAGGAGGAGGAGUAAAUGUAGCUCCUUUAGCUCCCUGCUGAAAAUAAUCACAAGAAAAGUGAAGAAGGAAAGACAAUGGAUUUAUGAGGUGCAAUGAGACCACAAGUAUUUAUACUUCAUAUUUUAAGAAGAAACAAAUCUCUGGGUGCUAAAUAGAUCAGCUGACCUUUCUAAGUGGCACCAGAGAUCAUCAGUCAUGCUGUGGGAUGUAAGAAAAGUGUUCUUAGAACUUCGAUGCGAUGACAAUUUGAUGUUGGACACAGACAUUAUCUUUUUCAUUCUUUAGCUUCACACUUUUUCCUGGUCGAUAGGUCAAGUUUGUUGGGGCACGUGCAACGACAAAGUGUGUAUUGAUUUGUAGAUUGCUUUUCAUUUAUAGGGUUGGAUAUUGAUUUCACAAAUGGACUUUAAACUCUCACUGGCAAGUGAUACAUGUAGUGAUUAUACAGAAGGUGUGGAAUUUAAGGUGGUUUAAGACUGAUUAUAGUGAAGUAGGAUACAGUGUCUCUGUAUAGCAAGCACUUGAUUUAGAAAGCAGGACUUUGUGUAGUGAUGAAUUUCCAGUCCUUACUGGGCUUUUUAGUAUUUGACUUGGGUCCAGACUGCUACAAAUUCACUUUUUGUUCAUUAUAAUAUAUUAGCACAACAUUUUGCAUAAUAUGAAUUUUUUUAACUAACAGGGAUAUAAAUGAAGUCUACUCUUUGUGUGUAUAUCUUAAUUAGACUCCAUAUAUACUGAUAGAUUGGCUUUUAAAAAAGUUUUAAAUUAAAAUACCACACUAAGAACAUAUUUAAAUGACAGAUGGUGAAAAUAGGUAAGGAACGAUUGGCUUGAACAGAUGUUAAAAGUGCUUGUUAGUUUGUAUGGAACAGCAGUACAAAAUUAUUGUCAAGGUUUAUAAAUGCACAAUAGUAUUCAGCUGUUCUCAUAUUAAAGUAAUACAUAGAGAUUGUUUAUUGACAACAGAGAGAAAAUAAGAGGAAGUGCUACACCACCACAAGCUAAACCACAUUCAAAAUGCAUAAGCUGUGUCAGUAUGUGAUCAUUAUCAGUACAUUAUUAUUUUACACAUUUAUAUGCAUUGUGUAAUAGGGGAAUACUAUCAAUUAGACCAUUAGCUGUAAUUUAACAUAUGCUGGACUGCCUAGUAAGUUAUUGUAGGCAGGGUUGCCAGCUCUAUAGUGUUGCUUAUCCUAACACCACACAAACACAAACAAAAAGUCAUAUUCACAGAGCUGAAUUAACAAUUUAAGUUGAAUAUACAUGACUGAAGGCAGUAAUGUACAUGUAGACUUCCCAGAUGGAACCUGUAGGUUGCAGGUAGGUCAUUCUAAAGCAGUUUAAUAAACUGGUAGAAAUUCUAAAUUUUAAAGCAUAUUUUAAAACAGCACUGCAAAAGAAUUAUCAAAGUUAGUAAUGGUUGUGGGGAUUACAUGUAGUACUACAUAGAUAAAGACAUUGUUUUCUGACAAAAGAGAGAAAAUAAGAGAAAAGUGCAGCAGGGCUACUUCACUGCAAAGAGGUGGAAUGGCCAUUUUGAUAACAGGUGAACAGUGGCUUAACUUUACUGUAUUAACCUAAACAAGCUUCUGAUAAGUAGAUCAAAUCUACUCAAUGUUAUUUGAGCAUGUGCUUCAGUGUUAAGGAUAAGACCCGAGGCUAUUUUCACUGCUCACUUUCAUUUCAGCAGUGCCAAAUACUAAGAAAUUCUUAAAUGCAUGUUUUUUAGAUUCAACAUUUUACUUGGAUUUUACUUUUUUUUUAGCUCUAUAGUACUUUAGUACUACCCUUCAUAUGAGUGGUUUUCAUAGGAAUGACUUAACAAUUUAAGUUGCAUAGAUAUUAUGAAAGAUAAACCAAGAAAGCCCUGCAAUUGAUUUGAGCAGCAGCUUUGCUCCAGCUUUACCUAAGACAACAGUAACAGUAAGGAAAUACAGUAGAAUGCCAGUCUGGCAACACUGGCUACCAUAUGCAGUGCACAACACUGUUUAGUUUGUGUAAAUAAGCAGGUCAACCAAUUGUAAGGGAAACAUUUGUGCAGAUUCUAAGAAGGUUCCACUAACUGAAAUAGACUUAUUAUACCUAAGCACUUGGCAGGUUAGCUAGUUCACCAAUAGUGUGGAUUUGUGUGUUAGUGAUUUAUACACACAUUUAUUUCUUUUUGUGCUGUGAAUUGAUAUCAUUUGGCUGAUUUCAUUAGAGAGGCUUUGUUGAUUAUUAUAUUCAUAUUACCAUGAGCAGUGUAAUAACUUUAGAAACACCAGCAAUCUAAAGACAUUAUAAAAUCCUGAUGUGACGUUUGCAACUGAGAGUGGACACGUCUUUCAUAUGUUACCAAGGAUUCAUCAUGGACGACUGAGCAGUAUCAACUUCAAAUGGUGUUUUACAAAUAUUCAUCUGAAACUGGGUUGUCAUGAAUUCUACACACUAUUAAAGUAUGGAUUUUGUUUAGAAAUUAAUGCAGUAUAUCUGAAGAACCCAGAGUUCAGAAAUAAUCUUUUUAUAUGCAUAUGGUAUUAUACAUCAAAGUGUUUUAUGGACUGCUGUCUCUGCUUAAGGCUGUUGUAGUUUUUAAAAAUAGAAAAUACUGAACUGUGCAAAAGGACUUUAUUCUUCAAGGCUGUGCCCACUGAUAUAAAAGGACAUGAUCUGAAGCAGUGACAUUGUUGAUUAAAAGUUUUGAGGUUUUUAAAAGUGUUUUAUGUGAUAUAUCUUGGGGUCUGGUGAGAUUCCAUUAUUCACAUGUUUUACUCAAAUAAUAUUUUUUUUGUUUACUCUUGAGAGAAUUACAAAGCAACCUUUGACAGUACUAGUACUAUAAUAUAACAUGAAUAUUUAUUGGCUUGCUGCUUGCAACCAUAAUAUUAAUCAACAACUGAUGAUUACAUUUUUGUACACAAGUUGAUUGCAAUUUCUGCCAGGAUCUCCAAAUUCUUUAAUGCUGUUGCCUCACUGCAGCUUUGAAGACAAAAGCUUUAAAGACAGCUUUAAAGUUUUUUAAAUUCCUAUAACUGUUCACGUAGAACCACAAUUUACAUCAUUUUUUACAUUUAAUCCAACAGUAUCCAAGUCAGUAUGGAUUAGGCAGAAAAUAAACGAUUCUGCCUAACUGACAAUAAUCCUGUAAUGUUCAAAUAAGACAGUGGAAUGCAACAAUUUCAUCAUGGUAGUCACCACAAGACAUGAAUCCUGUCCGAAUAUGGUUAAAUAAUCUUUUUAGGGGUGUAUUUAAUAGAUUAAUAAUUGGAGUACAUCAUUCUGGAUUGUGUGUUCUAUUAGAGUUUGAAUUGAAGAAUGAAGACAUUAUUUGUAUUUCUAUUCGACUUUUUGAUGUGCUAUGACUUGCUUAGCAGACAGAUAUUUUGAAUAAUAUAAGAGGGAAAUAUUUUUUAUUUGUGCAGUGGAUUACUAUGAACAGAACAUAGUUUUAUGAAGGCUGGGAUUUGAAUACCGUAUAUGUGCAUUUAUGCAAGUUAUAGCCUGUUUGUGUGUGUGCGCAUGUGUGUGCUUGUAAGUAAGUAAGCAUUUUUAGACUUUUGGGAGUAUAUGCAAAGGUCGAGCACAUCGUAAACAGCCUUGUUGCAUUUUUCUGUUCACUGCAUUUUUGUGACCAGAGAUAAGGUGUAGCAACUUGUGUAUUAGUAAUUGCCAUAAAUAUUUUAAAGUCGUUUCGAGCAAGCAGUGCUGCUUUAAAAACAGUAAAAAAAAAAUUCACAAUAUUGUUUUUUAAGGCUUUAGGUAAAUUGUCUGGCUAGCAAAGUUUUAUUUGAUUUUCCAAAGACGUUCGUUUUUGCAAAGUCUGCAAAAAAGAGCCUUUUGUUUUGAAUUGAGGCUCAUUUAUAUUUUUAAAAUGCAAUGCAAUAGAACAAUGGAGCAAUGUGUCAGAGGUAACCAUAAAGAUCAGAUGAAAUUAGCAAGGAAUCUUGAGUUAAUGCUUGUUUUGAUUAUUUUCUUCACAGUGUAACUAUUUAGCAUGGAGUGUUUGCUCUUCCUGUGCAUGAUAUCACUACUACAAGAUAAACAAUGUUUCAAUGAUUUACCAGUGUAGCUAAACACAUUGUAAAACUGGGGGAAAUUAAACUUGCUCUUCAAUCCACUGAUACAAGUAGUGCAAACAGUCCUGCUUAAACUAAAAUUUAUAGUGUUCUGUAUGCUUUAUUUAAAAUAGAUUUCAUGCAUCAUUGCUCUAUUUGCAAAUAUGUUCUCCAAAGUAAUGUUCUACAUAAUUAUCUUUGAGAUUAAUUAUCAUUUUUCUUUUCAAGUGAUAUGAAGUGGAUGCUGUGCUCAUUAUCUUGCUUACCUUUUGUUAAUAUGUUAACCACUUAUUGUAUGUUAAUAUAUUCUGCUUAUAUUGUUUGUUUUUUAUUAUAUGGCUCACACCUAAACACAUAUAUAAUUAUUUUCUCAUUAAAAACAAAAUGCAUUA
This is a messenger RNA of Trichomycterus rosablanca, 11441 nucleotides long. Its product is annotated as PALM2-AKAP2 fusion protein. The record is from RefSeq and is a predicted model, not a curated record. Lineage: Eukaryota; Metazoa; Chordata; Actinopteri; Siluriformes; Trichomycteridae. Gene Ontology annotation, cellular component: membrane. The transcript has 12 exons. Gene Ontology annotation, biological process: regulation of cell shape. The coding region runs from base 3238 to 7029 and encodes 1263 amino acids.